GAAGGAGAACGAUUCCGGCUGGUGCCAGAGCCAAGGAGGCUUUGGGCUGAGACAGGGGAUGAGCCCAGGGGAGCCCGGGUGACAGCAGACAGGCAGAAGUCAAACGGCUCUGCGGGUGUCCAGCAGGGCCUGCCUGCCUCCUACCAAGCUCUGUGCUCUACCCCGUUCCCACAGAGAUGUCGCUGGCAGCCAGGCCCCAGCUCCUUACCCAUGGCUGCCAGCUCCCUUUGUGAGAGAAACAGGAAGUUGGGGCCGUGGUCAGCUCUGCUGCACCCUCUACAUCAAAUAUUUAUCUUGGAGUCCAGGUCAGAGCCCUAGAGAAUUAGAGAAGCUCGCUGCUGGUGAGAAGGGGCAUGACCAGGGUUCCUGGAGUUGGAAUAUCUUCAGCAUCACCAUCUUUGGAGAACAAGGAAGAACAUGAAAGAGAUGCAGCCCUUCCUUGUCCCGAGGACCGUGACAGAGGACGUGCAGAACAGCUGCUGGCGCACCCGGUGUCCUCCGACCUUGACCCAAGUAUGCAGGCCCCACCCUACAGCCUCCCGGCUGGGCUCAGCCUGGACGACUUCAUCCCUGGCCACCUCCGGACCCACGUAGGGUCAUCCUCCAGGGGAACUCGGGUGCCUGUGAUCCGGAAUGGUGGCUCCAACACCCUUAAUUUCCAGUUCCAUGACCCUGCGCCCAGGACUGUGUGCAAUGGGCACUUCCCACCGAGGAGAGAUGCUUCCCGGCACCCAGACCCUGCCUGGUAUCAGACCUGGCCAGGCCCUGGGAGCCGGCCCUCGGGGACCCAGAAGACCCCCACCACCCAGCACCCCCAGAACUGGUCAGCGACAUGGACCAAGGACGGCAAACGCCGGGACAAGCGCUGGGUCAAGUACGAGGGCAUCGGGCCCGUGGACGAGAGUGGCAUGCCUAUUGCCCCCCGAUCUAGUGUUGACAGUCCCAGGGACUGGUACCGGAGAAUGUUCCAGCAGAUUCACCGAAAAAUGCCAGACCUGCAGCUGGAUUGGACCUUUGAGGAACCACCCAAAGUGGCUUCUUCCUGUGCCACCUCUGCAGACUCAAGGCACCCAGGGCCCCUGCACAGACCCGCCUCCAGGCCAGGCCAGGCCACCUCUCUGAGCGGAAGAAGCUGGGACUGCUCUGAAGAGUUUCCUAGAAGCACCUUCCACUGUAAUCCUGGAGCAUCCUCCAACCUGUCCCAGACCCCAAAUCAGCUGCCCAGACGCCGCGAGAAAGCGGACAACAUCUGGACGGAAGAAUCUUGGAACCAGUUUCUGCAAGAACUGGAGACUGGGCAGAAGCCCAAGAAACCUCUGGUGGAUGACCCUGUGGAGAAGCCCUCCCAGCCCAUUGAGGUCUUGCUGGAGAGAGAGCUGGCCAAGCUGAGCGCGGAGCUGGACAAGGACUUGCGGGCUAUUGAGACCCGGCAGCCAUCCCCCAAGGCGUCCCAGGCGCCCCGACGGUCCCAGGAGCCGCGGCCCCCCGCGCGCCCCGCCUCCGCCUGGAGCCCCAGCUUCCCGAAUGCACUUUACCGGGGUUCCUCCCGACCCCUGAGCCCCCACAGAAUGGCGGAUGGAGGAAGCCCCUUCCUAGGCCGUAGGGAUUUUGUCUACCCUUCCUCAACCCGAGACCCUAGUGCCUCCGAACGAGGGGUCAGUCCUGCCAGGAAGGAAGAAAAGAAGAGGAAGGCUGCCAGGCUCAAGUUUGACUUCCAGGCACAGUCCCCCAAGGAGCUGACCCUGAAGAAGGGUGACAUCGUCUACAUCCACAAGGAGGUGGACAAGAACUGGCUGGAGGGGGAACACCAUGGCCGGGUGGGCAUCUUCCCUGCUAAUUACGUGGAGGUGCUGCCUGCAGAUGAGGUCCCCAAGCCCCUCCGGUCCCCGACCUACCAGGUGCUGGAGUAUGGAGAAGCGGUGGCCCAGUACAAUUUCAAGGGGGAUCUGGAGGUGGAGCUGUCCUUCCGAAAGGGGGAACGCAUCUGCCUGAUCCGAAAGGUGAAUGAGAAUUGGUACGAGGGGCGCAUCUCGGGCACAGGGCGCCAGGGCAUCUUCCCUGCCAGCUAUGUGCAGGUGUGCCGUGAGCCUAGGCUCCGAGUCUGCGACGAGGGCCCUCAGCUCCCUGCGUCGCCCCGUCUGACCACUGCCCGGCUGGCCGCCCGUCACCCCAGCUCCCCAGUAAUGCCGCGCAGUCCAACUGACCUCAGCGACUGCGGGGGCCGGACCUCCCCCCGCCGCACUGGCUUCUCCUUCUCCACGCAGGAGCACAGACCCCAGGCCCAGAGUCUCAGCACCCCUGGGUCUUCUCUGUCUCAUUCUGGAGGCUCCAGCCGUCCCCUGGACCUGGGAACCUCCUCACUCCACACCACUCAGAUACACUGGACCCCGUACCGGGCGAUGUACCAGUACAGGCCCCAGAACGAGGAUGAGCUGGAGCUGCGGGAGGGGGACCGGGUGGAUGUCAUGCAGCAGUGUGACGACGGCUGGUUUGUGGGUGUCUCCCGGAGGACCCAGAAAUUUGGGACAUUCCCUGGAAAUUAUGUAGCUCCAGUGUGAGAGGUCUCCGCGGCAACUCAGAGCCCAGCUGAGACGGGGCGGGCGGCAGCGGCACUUCUCGGCGCAGGGAGCACCCCUCCUCCCCUCCCCAGGACCUGGCCGCUGGCAUCCGCAGACACCCCAGAAGCCUGUUCCCUGGAGCCCCUCGAAGCCCCCUGGGCCGAUUUGCACCCACAGCACACAGGCAUUCCUCCCACAGUCCUUUUGUGUCCUCCCCUCCCCGACCCCCCAAAUACAGAGUCUGCUCUGAAGUGGAGAUGCUCUCCAGGCCUUAUUGAGACCAGACCCCUGAAUCCCCCGCCCCCACCCUGCUACGUUUCCUCUAACAGGGGCCGGCUCCCAGCUUCACCCCCACGGCCUUCCUCUAGCAAGGACCAGCUUCCUAACCUGAUGGAGACCAAAGGCCACCGCCUGGAGGGGGUUCCACCCCUUUGACUCCAGCUCGCCUGCUGCCCCUUUGCCUUCCUGCUUCCAGCUGGACCUGGGAGUGAAGUGGGGGUGGGCGCAGCACCUCCUUGGUAUUUGAGGCCUGGCCAGGGGUCUUGCCCGAAGGCCCCCCCCGCCCAAAGGCUGCCCAGCCCUGGGCCUGGGCUGCGUGUCUGUUUUGCUGCUGUGGCGCCCAGGAAGGAGGGGCCCCCGAGGCCUGGCCCACCCCAGACUUUUCCAGGAGGCCAGCGCGUGCUGCCCUCCUGCCUCCCCACCCUCCCCCAGCCCCAGGCUCCCCCUGGAGGAGAAUAAAAUAAAACCCGGAC
Messenger RNA from Artibeus jamaicensis (Jamaican fruit-eating bat), 3310 nucleotides. It is a transcript of the gene SORBS3, whose product is annotated as sorbin and SH3 domain containing 3. Gene Ontology annotation, molecular function: protein binding. The coding region runs from base 354 to 2558 and encodes 734 amino acids. The transcript is spliced from 21 exons. Lineage: Eukaryota; Metazoa; Chordata; Mammalia; Chiroptera; Phyllostomidae. The record is from RefSeq and is a predicted model, not a curated record.